Coregonus clupeaformis (lake whitefish) is the source of this 2241-nucleotide messenger RNA. Its product is annotated as choline transporter-like protein 1. The transcript is spliced from 16 exons. The record is from RefSeq and is a predicted model, not a curated record. Gene Ontology annotation, molecular function: transmembrane transporter activity. Gene Ontology annotation, biological process: transmembrane transport. Bases 240 to 2216 code for a protein of 658 amino acids. Gene Ontology annotation, cellular component: membrane. Lineage: Eukaryota; Metazoa; Chordata; Actinopteri; Salmoniformes; Salmonidae.
UUCAUCUCUUCCUGCUUUUUAGCUGCAGUAAAAAGUAGGAUAUGCAUACACAUCCUUGCAAAGUAUUCCUUAUUAUCAAUAUAGGGCAUGAAUGCAGCUGAGGGGGAGAGUUUGCCAAACAACUAAUCUGUUUACAAGCGCAGUGUAAAAUACAGGCAAGGGAGUGAGGCGGGCACUUGAAAUUUAAACGAUUUUUGUGUUUUGGAAGUUUCAGUCACUCCCUAAAUCGCCUGUCAACAAUGGGAUGCAGUGGCAGUUCAGAGCAAAAGCAGCGCGAGUGGAAACCAUUGGAGGAUCGAAGCUGCACGGAUAUUCCAUGGCUCAUCAUAUUCACAUUGUUUUGUAUCGGAAUGGCCUGUAUCGCUGGUUUCUCCAUUUCCACGGGAGCUGCAUCCAGGCUCAUCUCUGGCUACGACAGCUAUGGUAACACCUGCGGUCAGAAGAACAGCAAGAUCGAGGGGGUCGAACUCAGUGGCCGGGAUCAGACCGACAACAAGUAUGUCUUCUUCCUGGACCCCUGCAACAUUGACAUUCUGAACAGGAAGAUCAAGUCUAUGGCACUCUGUGUGUCCAGGUGUCCAGACAUAGAGCUGAAGACGUACACUGAGGUCAAAAAGUUUGCACUGCAAAAUGGGUCGGAGCUCUGCUCAUAUGACAUUCCAGUCUCCAAGUAUGCAAGCCACGGAGAGAGAUCCAAAAAGUGCCCCAAACUCCCUGUGCCAGCAAGUAAGUCUCUCCCGGUGUUCCACCGUUGCACUCCCGUGGACAUCUCCUGCUAUGCCCAGUUUGCUGAGGCCUUCGUCACCUUCGUCAGUGACAACAGCAUGCUGCACAGGGUCAUCGCCGGGGUGAUGGCUAGCAAGGAGAUCAUCAUGGGCCUCUGCGUGCUGGCUCUAGUCCUCUCCAUAAUCCUGAUGGUGGUGAUUCGCUACAUCUCUGUCGUGCUGGUCUGGAUACUCACCGCCCUCGUGGUUCUGGGCUCUUUAGGGGGGACGGGGGUUCUGUGGUGGCUCUACGUGGACCACAGGACGAAUCUGACCGACCAGACUGCUAACACCCCAACACCCCAACAGCAAGUGGCCACAGACAACGUCCAGGCUCUGCUGGUCUAUGCCAUCAUUGCCACUGUCUUCACGGUGAUCCUGCUGCUGCUACUGUUCUUCAUGAGGAAGCGCGUGGCGCUGACCAUCACCCUGUUCCACGUGGCAGGCAAGGUGUUCACUCACCUGCCCCUGCUGGCCCUGCAGCCCUUCUGGACCUUCCUCAGCCUCAUGCUCUUCUGGGUGUCCUGGCUCGGUGUGCUCCUCUUCCUCGGAACCACAGGUAGCCCUGUGCAGAGUGAGGAGACAGGGUUGGUGGAGUAUCAAAUGUCAGGUCCACUCCAGUACAUGGUGUGGUACCACGCUGUGGGCCUCAUCUGGAUCAGUCAGUUCAUCCUGGCCUGCCAGCAGAUGACCGUGGCCGGAGCUGUGGUCACCUACUACUUCACCAGGAAUAAAUCUCAACUGCCCAUGACCCCCAUCGUGUCGUCUAUGCUGCGUCUUGCCCGCUACCACCUGGGCACCGUGGCCAAAGGCUCCUUCAUCAUCACCCUGGUGGAGAUCCCUCGCCUCAUCCUCACCUACAUCCACAACCAGCUGAAAGGAAAAGAAAAUGCCUGUGCUCGCUGUAUGCUGAAAGCCUGCAUCUGCUGCUUGUGGUGCCUGAAGAAGUGUCUAACAUACCUGAAUCAAAACGCGUACACGGCCACAGCGAUCAACAGCACCAGUUUCUGUACGUCGGCGCGCGACGCCUUCGUCAUCCUGGUAGAGAAUGCCCUCAGAGUGGCCACCAUCAACACCGUGGGGGACUUUGUCCUCUUCCUGGGAAAGGUACUGAUCGUCUCCUGCACUGCGUUCGUGGGUGUAUUGUCUCUCAACUACCAGCGGGACUACACGGUGUGGGUGUUGCCCCUGCUCAUCGUCUGCCUGUUCUCCUGGCUGGUGGCCCACUGCUUCCUGUCUGUCUUUGAGAUCGUGGUGGACGUUCUAUUCCUCUGCUUCGCCGUGGACACCAAGCACAACGAUGGCAGCCCCGGCCGAGAGUUCUACAUGGACAAGGCCCUAAUGGAGUUUGUAGAGAACAGUAAAAAAAUGGUGGGAAGGGAUCGGCCCGAGGCAGAUGGAGACGGUCGUGAGAUGAAGCCCAUGACUCAUGGAGGAGGGACUUUUGCUUGACCGAACCAAACCAGAAGACGGAAAC